UCAGCUGGUGCACUCGCUGAAUGUUGGCAUCAACCAGUGCUGGGCCAGGCCAAAGCUAGGAGCUCCAUUCCAUUCUCUCAUGUGGAUGGCAGAGACUCAAGUCCUUGAGCCAUCAUCUGUUCCUCCAGGGCUCAUUAGUAGGAAGCUGAAUCAGAAGCCAAGUAGCUGGGACUUGAACCAGGCACUCCAGUCUGGAAGUGGGUGUCCCAAGAAGUGGCUUAACCAGGUAUGCCACAAUGCAUAACCCACAAGCAUGGUUUUCCAUUGUGUUCUGAAUGUAUGUUAUUGAGGUUGUCUGUAGUGUAGCUUGGUAUUAUUUUAAAUGAAGUCUAGAAAAUCUCCAUUAAAGAAUUAAAGCUGAUUGAGUUGUGUUAUCAUACCAUACCUCAAAGGAAUAGGAAGUGAGUAUAUUUUCCAUAGCAUGAUAGGCAACCUAUAGAUUUUGGAAACUGUUGUGGAUUUUGUUUGGGGCUUGAUUUGGAAUUCCUUCACUUUCAUUCUGUAAGCCUUACAGGAGGUCUUCUGCUCACUCUUCAAUUAUAAAGUUGCUUUCUGUGAGCCCAAUAAAAUGGGCAGUGUACUGGUAGUAUUGAAAUGUAAGCUGUAUCCAACAUUUUUAGUAGAGACUAGCCAGAUCGUGUUGAUCACAUAGUAGUUUUAUGCCUCAGUUUCUCUUUCCAUGACCUUAGUGGAAGUAUGGAGGAAAGGAAAUGUGAAAAAAUCAUUUUGAGUACCUUUUAAGGAAAAUACUUUGGAUGACUACGUAAUUUUAAACAAAUAUUUAUUUUUAUUUAUUUGAAAGGCAGACAGAGACAGAGGAUCGUUCUAUUCACUGGUUCACUCCUCAGAUGCUUACAACAGCUGGGAGCCUGGAAUUCAGUCUGGGUUUUCCACAUGGGGCCAUCACCUGCUGCCUCCGAGGGUGCGCCUUAGCAGGAAGCUGUAAUUGGAAGCAGAACUGGGACUGGAGCCUGGAACUGUGGACUCUGACAUGGAAUGCAGGUGUCCAAAGGUGGCCUAGCUGCUGUGAAAAAUGCCUGUCUCAGAUAUAAUGUUUUUUUUAAUAGGAAGAGACCACUAGUAAAUUGCAGCUAAAGUUAGAGUGGCAAUAGGCAGUUAGCCAGGAAGUUGGAAUGGUAAAAAAGAUUUUAAGUGUAGCAGUUUCAUUUGUACUUUUUGUAUUUUUCCACCUUUUUUUUUUUGAGGAAGUAGAGGAUUAAAUUGUUCUUUUUUGUGUCUUUACUCAUAAAUAAGCUGUGAUUGAGAAGAAAAACUUGACAUUCAUAUUUAGAUGUUAUAAUUGUUCAUUUGUAUAUAUGGUUCACACUUGCAUGGUGUUUUUUAAUGUGCCUGAUGAUUUUGCUAAACCAACUCUGAGCUAUGAUUGGCUGAGACUGGGAAUUGAACUGUGGUUCUUAUUUGGUAGUUUAUGCUAUUAAUUCCUUGGCAGCUCCAGAGUGCUCUUUGAACUUUAAAUAGAAGUUCUAGUAACAUUAUGAGAUUUCUUUCAGGGAAUGUCAGAAAUAGUACUUAAUAAAUAUAUUUUCUUCUUAAAGACUAAAUCAUGUUUUAGUCUGAUGUGCAUGUCACAACUCUUACUCUGUUUUGAUCAGAGACAACUCAGCUACUGGCUAAUUUCUAUUUUCCGUUUAAUAAUGUGGCAGUAUCUAAAAAUAUUGUUUAGCCCUUGCUGAAGGAAGAAAAGCCCUCCCACAAAUCCAUAGUUUUUGUAUUAGUCAUGUUGACUAUGAAUAGUGUGUUCAGUUUUAUCCAGAGGUUUAGAAUUUUACAUGUAGGUAGUCUCCAGCAUUCUAAACUACUAGAAAAAGUUAAUUUGUAAGUUUGUUUUCAUAAAAUAACCUCCCCAGACUUGUGUUGCUAUAAAUGAUAGUUAGCCUAUUUACCUUGUAUUGUUCUUAAUUACAUGCAUGGUAGAACUCAGAUACUGUUUUUGGCAGCAUUUUUAUGGCUAUCAACUUAGUGCUUAAGAGUGGCAGGGGCAUCUUUCCUCUGCCCACAGUGCGGACAAUCAGAGCAGACUCUGCUGGAACCCUUCACAGUGCCUGGCAGAGGGAGUGGGGCUGUCCCAGCGCUGGGCCCUCAUCUGGGCCCACCAGAUGACUACUCUAUGAGAGGCUUGCAGAGUGUGUCUGCAGUCCAGGAGGGCUCCUGGUAGGAAGAACAGCAUUUUGGAGUGAGGAUUGAAAGCAGAUUGUGCCCUCCUUUCCUGCAGGGGCCAGCUGCUGCUUUCUCUUUGCUGGUACCCUUUUCUUAAAAUGUUGAGAUUAUUGGCAGGUUCUGUGAUGUCAUCAUGAAAAGAUUUUUGUCUUUCUUUGCCUUUUAGUUCCUUUCUUUCCUCCUUUACUCACCCUGGAAACAGACUUUCUGCUUGCUAUUUUGUUUGAAGAUUUCUGAGACCCGAUGAGAUUGGAUGGCAUAGCCAAUAAAUUAAUAACCCAGAAAUGUUGUUUUUCUAUGCUAUGUUUGAAAAAUAUUAGACUUGUAUAAUUCAUUAGGAAUAAUGUAAAUCAAAUAAUUAAAAUCUGGCUUGGAUUUACAGAAGGAUUAAGAGUCUGGUAUGCAGGAAAAAGACUUCCAUAUACUGCGUAAUUUCUCAGAUGUUAUACCUUAAGCACAACGGGAGAGCAGCAUGGACUGCCAGCAGCACCCACAAGCGCAGGCUGAACUCACGGGAAUCAAAUGGCGUAGGUACAAUUUUGGAGGGCAUGGGGACUGUGGACCCAUAAUUUCAGCCCCAGCCCAAGAUGAUCCCAUCCUGUUGAGUUUCAUCCGCUGUCUGCAAGCCAACCUGCUGUGUGUAUGGCGUCGUGAUGUCAAACCAGAUUGCAAAGAGUUAUGGAUAUUCUGGUGGGGAGAUGAACCCAACCUAGUGGGUGUAAUACAUCAUGAACUGCAGGUUGUGGAAGAAGGACUCUGGGAAAAUGGCCUUUCCUAUGAAUGUAGGACGCUGCUCUUCAAAGCGAUCCACAAUCUGUUAGAAAGGUGCCUAAUGGAUAAGAACUUCGUUAGGAUUGGGAAAUGGUUUGUCCGACCCUAUGAAAAGGAUGAAAAGCCAGUUAACAAAAGUGAGCAUUUGUCCUGUGCUUUCACAUUCUUUCUUCAUGGAGAAAGUAAUGUAUGCACAAGUGUGGAGAUUGCCCAACACCAGCCAAUUUACUUGAUCAAUGAGGAGCAUCUACACAUGGCUCAGUCUUCACCUGCACCAUUUCAAGUACUGGUAAGUCCUUAUGGCUUAAAUGGCACGCUGACAGGCCAUGCAUACAAGAUGUCAGACCCAGCUACCCGAAAGCUGAUUGAGGAGUGGCAGUAUUUCUACCCGAUGGUGCUAAAAAAGAAGGAGGAAUUGAAAGAAGAGGAGGAGCUGGGAUAUGAUGAUGAUUUCCCUGUGGCAGUCGAAGUAAUUGUUGGUGGUGUUCGGAUGGUCUACCCUUCAGCUUUUGUUUUGAUCUCUCAGAAUGACAUCCCAGUUCCUCAGAGUAUUGGUAGUUCUGGAGGCCAUGUUACAGUUGGGCAGCAGGGGCUUGGCAGUGUGAAGGAUCCAAGUAACUGUGGCCUGCCUCUGACCCCUCCCACCUCUCCAGAACAGGCUGUCAUCGGUGAGAGUGGAGGUAUGCAGGGUGCUGCCAGUCACCUAGGUUCCCAAGACGGGGGGAUGAUAACUAUGCACAGUCCAAAGAGAUCGGGGAAGAUUCCUCCAAAACUCCACAGUCAUAUGGUCCACCGAGUCUGGAAGGAAUGCAUCCUCAACAGAACCCAGUCCAAGAGGAACCAAAUGUCAACUCCAACUCUUGAAGAAGAGCCUGCUAACAGUCCUGCUACUUGGGAUUUUGUGGAUCCAACCCAAAGAGUUAGCUGUUCUUGUUCCAGGCAUAAACUUUUGAAACGUGCAACAGGACCCACUCGACCUCCCACAAUAUCUCAACCAGGGUUCAGUGCAGGACCAUCAUCAUCUUCGUCUUUAGCACCUCCUGCUUCUUCUAAGCACAAAACAACAGAAAGACAGGAAAAAGGAGACAAGUUGCAAAAGAGACCCUUGAUACCAUUUCACCAUAGGCCCUCCGUGGCUGAAGAGUUAUGCAUGGAGCAAGAUACAGCAGGACAGAAGCUAGGGUUGGCAGGGAUAGACUCCUCCUUAGAGGUAUCCAGCAGUAGGAAGUAUGAUAAGCAAAUGGCCGUGCCUUCCAGAAAUACAAGCAAGCAAAUGAAUCUGAAUCCUAUGGAUUCACCUCAUUCCCCUAUUUCCCCGCUGCCGCCAACACUCAGCCCUCAGCCACGAGGUCAGGAAACGGAGAGUUUGGACCCGCCAUCUGUUCCUGUGAACCCAGCCCUCUAUGGAAAUGGGCUAGAACUCCAGCAGUUGUCUUCUCUGGAUGACAGAACUGUCCUCGUAGGCCAAAGACUGCCUCUGAUGGCAGAGGUCAGCGAGACAGCCUUAUAUUGUGGGAUUAGGCCCUCGAACCCAGAGUCAUCAGAUAAGUGGUGGCAAAGUUUUCGUCUCCCAUCCAGUGAUGAUGCUGAGUUCAGGCCUCCAGAGCUCCAGGGUGAGAGAUGUGAUGCCAAAAUGGAGGUGAACUCAGAGAGUACUGCAUUGCAAAGACUUCUAGCACAACCUAACAAACGGUUUAAAAUCUGGCAAGACAAGCAGCCCCAGACGCAGCCGCUCCACUUCCUUGACCCAUUGCCUCUCUCACAGCAACCUGGAGACAGUUUGGGAGAAGUCAAUGACCCAUAUACCUUUGAGGACGGUGACAUAAAAUACAUCUUCACAGCAAAUAAGAAAUGCAAACAAGGGUCGGAGAAAGAUUCUCUGAAGAAGAAUAAGUCAGAGGAUGGAUUUGGUACCAAGGAUGUCACUACACCAGGUCAUUCCACGCCGGUGCCUGAUGGGAAAAAUGCCAUGUCUAUUUUCAGUUCUGCUACUAAAACAGAUGUCCGGCAGGAUAAUGCUGCUGGCAGAGCUGGCUCCAGUAGCCUUACACAAGUGACAGAUUUGGCACCUUCCCUUCAUGAUUUAGACAACAUCUUUGAUAAUUCUGAUGAUGAGGAGCUUGGGGCUGUAUCACCUGCGCUGCGCUCAUCAAAAAUUCCUGCAGUUGGGACAGAAGACCGACCUCUUGGGAAGGAUGGAAGAGCUGCUGUUCCUUACCCACCAACAGUUGCAGACUUGCAAAGGAUGUUCCCCACUCCUCCAUCUCUGGAACAGCAUCCUGCAUUUUCUCCUGUGAUGAAUUAUAAAGAUGGAAUCAGUUCAGAGACAGUGACAGCAUUAGGCAUGAUGGAGAGCCCAAUGGUCAGUAUAGUUUCAACACAGUUGACAGAAUUCAAAAUGGAAGUGGAAGAUGGCCUAGGAAGUCCAAAGCCAGAGGAAAUAAAGGACUUCUCAUAUGUGCACAAAGUUCCACCUUUUCAACCUUUCAUGGGGUCCUCCAUGUUUGCUCCCCUGAGGAUGUUGCCGAGCCAUUGCCUGCUACCUCUGAAGAUACCUGAUGCCUGUCUGUUUCGGCCUUCAUGGGCGAUUCCUCCUAAAAUUGAACAACUGCCCAUGCCCCCUACAGCCACUUUCAUUAGAGAUGGCUACAAUAAUGUGCCUAGUGUUGGGAGCCUAGCAGAUCCAGACUCUCUGAACACACCACAGAUGAGCACGCCGGUGACGCUGAACAGUGCUGCCCCAGCCAGCAACAGUGGGGCAGGAGUUCUUCCAUCUCCAGCGACCCCUCGCUUCUCUGUCCCUACCCCACGAACUCCCAGGACCCCAAGAACUCCCAGAGGCGGGGGCACUGCCAGUGGUCAGGGAUCUGUUAAAUAUGACAGCACAGAUCAGGGGUCACCAGCCUCUACACCGUCUACCACACGGCCCCUCAACUCUGUGGAGCCUGCCACCAUGCAGCCGAUUCCUGAAGCCCACAGCCUCUAUGUCACCCUGAUCCUGUCUGAUUCUGUAAUGAAUAUCUUUAAAGACAGAAACUUUGACAGCUGUUGCAUCUGUGCCUGCAACAUGAACAUCAAGGGGGCAGAUGUCGGCCUUUAUAUCCCUGACUCCUCCAACGAGGACCAGUACCGCUGUACCUGUGGCUUCAGUGCGAUUAUGAAUCGCAAACUUGCCUACAAUUCGGGACUCUUCCUGGAAGAUGAGCUGGAUAUUUUUGGGAAGAACUCUGAUAUUGGUCAGGCUGCAGAGAGGCGCUUAAUGAUGUGUCAGACCACCUUUCUUCCUCAGGUGGAAGGAGCCAGAAAAUCCCAGGAGCCACCCAUUAGCCUUCUCCUCCUCCUUCAGAAUCAACAUACACAACCUUUUGCUUCUCUGAGUUUCCUGGACUACAUUUCCUCUAAUAACCGCCAAACUCUUCCCUGUGUAAGCUGGAGUUACGACCGGGUGCAAGCAGAUAACAAUGACUGCUGGACAGAAUGCUUCAAUGCGUUGGAGCAGGGGCGGCAGUACGUGGAUAAUCCCACUGGUGGGAAAGUGGAUGAAGCUCUGGUGAGAAGUGCCACUGUGCACGCGUGGCCUCAUAGCAACGUGCUGGACAUCAGCAUGCUCUCCUCCCAAGAUGUGGUCCGUAUGCUGUUGUCCCUGCAGCCCUUUCUCCAAGAUGCCAUCCAAAAGAAGCGCACGGGCAGGACCUGGGAGAACAUCCAGCAUGUGCAGGGGCCACUCACCUGGCAGCAGUUCCAUAAGAUGGCAGGACGUGGGACCUAUGGUUCAGAAGAAUCUCCUGAGCCAUUGCCCAUCCCUACUCUGCUGGUAGGCUAUGACAAGGACUUCCUCACCAUCUCGCCAUUCUCCUUGCCAUUUUGGGAGAGGCUGUUGUUGGACCCAUAUGGGGGCCACCGUGAUGUUGCCUAUAUUGUGGUGUGUCCAGAAAAUGAGGCCUUGCUCGAAGGAGCCAAAACUUUCUUCAGGGACUUGAGUGCUGUAUACGAGAUGUGUAGACUUGGGCAGCACAAGCCCAUCUGCAGAGUGCUACGUGAUGGGAUCAUGCGUGUGGGGAAGACCGUGGCACAGAAGCUGACCAAUGAGCUUGUGAGUGAGUGGUUUAACCAGCCAUGGAGCAGCGAGGAGAGCGACAAUCAUUCCAGACUCAAACUCUAUGCGCAAGUUUGCCGCCAUCACCUAGCACCUUAUUUAGCCACUCUGCAGCUCGAUAGCAGCCUGUUGAUACCACCUAAGUAUCAGAACUCACCAGCAGCAGCGCAGGGACAAGCUACACCUGGAAAUGCUGGGCCUUUAGCCUCAAAUUCAGGAUCAGCGGCUCCCCCAGCUGGCAGUGCAUAUAAUCCCACCUCUAAUGGUAGUUCUACAAACCCUGCAGCAAGCGGUUCUGCAUCUGGGUCAUCUGUGCCACCGGUCUCAUCGUCCACCUCUGUUCCGGGUAUUAACCAGAUCAGCAGUACCUCCUCUUCAGGAUUCAGUGCUAGUGUUGGAGGGCAGAACCCCAGCACUGGGGGCAGCUCCACAGAUAGAACCCAAGGGAACAUGGGCUGUGGCGGAGACACGGAGCCUGGGCAAAGCUCUUCUCAGCCCUCACAGGAUGGACAAGAAAGUGUUACAGAGAGGGAGAGAAUAGGAAUUCCCACGGAGCCUGACUCUGCCGACAGCCAAGCCUACCCUCCAGCUGUUGUCAUUUACAUGGUGGACCCGUUCACUUACACCGCAGAGGAAGAUUCCACUUCUGGAAACUUCUGGCUGUUGAGCUUGAUGCGCUGCUACGCAGAAAUGCUGGAUAAUUUACCUGAGCAUAUGAGAAAUUCUUUCAUUCUCCAGAUUGUGCCUUGCCAGUACAUGCUGCAGACAAUGAAGGAUGAGCAAGUUUUCUACAUUCAGUACUUGAAGUCCAUGGCGUUUUCAGUGUACUGCCAGUGCAGGCGGCCUCUGCCUACACAGAUCCACAUUAAGUCCCUCACAGGGUUUGGGCCUGCAGCCAGCAUGGAGAUGACUCUCAAGAACCCUGAGCGCCCUAGCCCAAUCCAACUUUACUCCCCUCCCUUUAUAUUGGCCCCAAUCAAAGACAAACAGACAGAGCUGGGAGAGACGUUGGGCGAGGCGAGCCAGAAAUACAACGUGCUCUUUGUGGGCUACUGUCUGUCUCAUGACCAGCGCUGGCUUUUGGCUUCCUGCACUGACCUCCAUGGAGAAUUAUUAGAGACCUGCGUUGUAAAUAUUGCUUUACCAAACCGGUCACGGAGAAGUAAAGUUUCUGCACGUAAAAUUGGACUUCAAAAGUUGUGGGAAUGGUGCAUAGGGAUUGUCCAAAUGACAUCUCUACCCUGGAGAGUUGUAAUUGGGCGACUUGGGCGGCUUGGCCACGGGGAGCUUAAAGAUUGGAGUAUCCUCCUUGGAGAAUGUUCACUACAGACAAUCAGCAAGCAGCUCAAGGAUGUGUGCCGCAUGUGUGGCAUCUCUGCCGCAGACUCUCCUUCAAUCCUUAGUGCCUGCCUGGUUGCCAUGGAGCCCCAGGGGUCCUUUGUAGUGAUGCCAGAUGCUGUGACCAUGGGCUCUGUUUUUGGCCGAAGUACUGCACUGAACAUGCAGUCAUCUCAGCUUAACACCCCCCAAGAUGCUUCUUGUACACACAUCUUGGUGUUCCCAACAUCGUCAACCAUCCAGGUGGCUCCAGCCAAUUAUCCCAAUGAAGAUGGGUUUAGCCCCAACAACGAUGAUAUGUUUGUGGACCUUCCCUUCCCGGAUGAUAUGGACAAUGACAUAGGCAUCUUAAUGACUGGGAACCUCCAUUCCUCUCCCAACUCAUCCCCAGUUCCGUCCCCAGGUUCUCCCUCUGGCAUUGGUGUGGGCUCUCACUUCCAGCACAGUCGGAGUCAGGGUGAGCGUCUCCUCUCCAGAGAAGCCCCCGAGGAGCUCAAGCAGCAGCCGCUGGCCCUGGGGUAUUUCGUGUCAACUGCCAAAGCCGAGAAUCUCCCCCAGUGGUUCUGGUCUUCAUGUCCCCAGGCUCAGAACCAGUGCCCUCUCUUCCUAAAGGCUUCCCUGCAUCACCACAUUUCUGUAGCACAGACGGACGAACUUCUCCCUGCCAGGAAUUCUCAGCGGGUUCCACACCCUCUGGACUCCAAAACCACAUCUGACGUUUUAAGGUUCGUUCUGGAGCAGUACAACGCCCUCUCCUGGCUCACGUGCAAUCCGGCCACCCAAGACCGCACUUCCUGCCUUCCCGUCCACUUUGUGGUGCUCACUCAGUUGUACAAUGCCAUCAUGAACAUACUCUGAUUGGAAAAGCACUUGUUCUCUCUGGCCCAGUUCCUCCUCCCGCUCCGCUCUGCAGACCUCCCACGUCCUUGAGCCCGCGCAGUCCUGCACUGUGAUCCCUGCGCCGCAGGCACGCUCAGUCCCUGCAGUGUUCAGUUCAGAGGACUCCCUGACGCUUCUCUCGCGGACCUGGAACUCCAUAGCAGUGACUUCCAGCCAGGGCUGUGGCGUGCGCAGCCCCUGCCACUGGCCUGCAGGAAACGGUGGUGGCUGGCGGCUUCUCAGAGGAACCAGAAGAGACAGUGUCCUUUUGCACAAGAGGCUGCGGUCGGCCUCUGUUAAGGAUGCAGGCCGUCUGGUCCUUAGUGACUGGCGUGUGGCCUGUGGGUUACCUGAAGCCCAGAACUGGGACUCUGGAACUAAGAACCAGCUCAAGUACCUGAUUCAUACUGGGGCUUCUGCCCUCAGAGCUCCCUCCAGAUUGGCACGCGUGCUCUGGUUGACUUCAUGCCUGUGUGUAGAUGCAAAAGGUCUGGAGACAGCUUCAUUUUAUUUAUUUUGAGUUCUUUUGUAAUACAGUUUCUGUGACUUGACUUUUUCUAAUUCACGAGGACCAGGUACAGUAGCUGAAACCCAACUCAGCCCCACCAUAGGAUUCUUUGACUGCACCCCUCUGUCCCAGAGGCGGAAAGGGGUGAAGACAGACUGGGGAGGUGAUGCCUAAGAAAUAACAUUCAGAACCACCCAGCAGUGGGUUUUGUUCAGAACAAACUGGGUCUACAGGUUCUGUCACGUCCAGUGACAUGUGCUCCACUCCUGAGGGAUGACGUUUUCAUCCUGGAGGAGUUGGGCCCAGUCCAGGGCCACGGAGGCAGGUCCCUCACUUAGUUUUAUACAGUCACAAUGGAAAUCUAUUUUCUAGUGAAUUCUUAUCGAAAGCCAGGUCUCUCCUCCCAUUAGAUCAAAAGGGACUCAUCCAUGUACAUAUCACAGUUGACAGUGUUUGCUCAUAAGCCAGUUCUGAAUAUGGUGAGUUUUUUCUGGACCAUAGGAAUAUUAUUUCAAAGAAAUAUUACAACUUAACCAUUAAAUUAGUACUUGAAGUUGAGCCUUCGUGGUGGAACUUUUUUAAAAAUGCCUUUUUAAAGCAUUAAUGGCUAAUUGAAGUAUUUUAUGACUCCUCAUUCCAGGCCCAGAGGUUGUCUUGAGAGCCCUGUCUCUAACCCUGUGCUGCUGGGUGUUUCUGUCUGGGGGCAGUGGAUGUGGACCGGCCUCCAGGAGCCGCGCAUACCAGGCCGUGGGGCUCUUGUCAUCUGUGUGUGCAGAGAAUCAUGCAAAUUUUACAAGUUCUUCCAAGAGACUUCCGUGUCCUGGUUAUUAACAAAAAAAGGAGAAAUGUAAUAAUUGAUAUGAUUUUGUAAAAGUAUUUUUCUUGAAAUAAUCUAACGUUUAAAACAUUAUAUUAAAAAAAAAAAGUUGUGUGGUGGGCACGGGAGAGCAGAGACGUGACGUGUAAAUGAGUGGCGGUGCUCUCCGUGCCACCGUGGCGGGGGAGGGUCGCCUGUCGCAAUGUAUAGGCUAAGAAUCUGAUAUAGCAACCGUUUGUAUCUACUGUGUACAGUGUAAAGUUGACUUUAAAAAUAUUGCAGUGCUAUUUUUUCUUAAUCAGAAAGGAGAAUUCUCAAGGCCUUUUGAAGAGCAUAAGAUGAUGGAGAUUGUAAACUUGUAUAGAACUGUCUUGCUGAGAAGACACAGUGUAAAGUAGAUAUUUGUAAUCUUUUACCACUUUGGGGUUGCUUUUUUUCCCAGAAUUCAUCAGAACUUUGAAUUUUUUUUUAAUGGGCUGUUUUUAAUGCAGGGGCUUUUCUUCCCUAGAAACCCAGUUCUAAGCAGAAAAAGAAAAAAAAAAAAAACAAAAAACAAAACAAAACAAAAAAACCCUACAAAAAUUAAAAAAAAAAGGCAGCAAAGGGUAGUUUUCAUCUGGUGUCUUUUAUUUAAGUUUUUUAAGUUAAGAAAAGCUGGUGACAUAUUUAUACGUUUUUGUGCAAAAAUAAAUGAAUGGCAAUAGAUUUUAAAAAAUCUUAUUAUGUACUUCUGUGUGAAAAAGUCUGUAUAAUAUUUCCCUUAAAUAUGCAUUAUUUUACUUGUGAGUUUUUUACUGAAUUAAUCUGAAAUGUACAAGCCCUGGAUUUGCUACAGAGUGAGAAGUUAUUUUAUUUUUUUUUAUUUUUAAUUUUGGAAAUCCUGCAAAGAUCAGAACUCUUACCAUGGUUUGAACUCAACAGGGGCAGUGGGGGGAGAAGGGUGGGACUGUCCAGCAUGCUUGUAUGUAUAUUUCAGAACCUUUUUUAAAUGUAAAAGCUGUACAUUUCUGGGAAGUUCUGAAUUUCUUUUGUUUCCUUUUUUCCUUCAAGCAUUUUGCAGUGAGCUUCUUUUAUAUAUAGCAAACAAUUUGAAAGAAUACAAAAAUAUGUGAAGUUCAUUUAAAAAAAACUACAGUAUAGCGCUGGUACAGUACACUAAAAGACUUUGAUAAAAAGAAACAAUAAUAAAAGGCCUCCAUUUUAAAUGUCAUUCAUAUAUACCUUGUGGAUGAGAGCUAUAUACUUUUACACACUUUUUUAGAGGAAUAAAUUAUUGAAUUACUGAAA
This is a messenger RNA of Oryctolagus cuniculus (rabbit), 11874 nucleotides long. Lineage: Eukaryota; Metazoa; Chordata; Mammalia; Lagomorpha; Leporidae. The record is from RefSeq and is a predicted model, not a curated record.